AUGAUGAAUUUACCGGAUUCUGCUUGGUCACCAUCCCGUGUUGUCGUCCCCAAAUCUCGAAAGACCCUUUGCAUCUCCAAGGAGUGCAAGAAGCAUCAGCUUCACAAGGUCACCCAGUACAAGAAGGGAAAAGAUUCUUUGUACGCCCAGGGAAAGCGGCGUUACGACGCUAAGCAGGCUGGAUUUGGCGGGCAGACAAAACCAGUCUUCCACAAAAAGGCUAAGACGACGAAGAAGAUUGUCCUUCGUCUCGAGUGCACUGCAUGUGGUUUCAAGCAACAACGCGUGUUGAAGCGAUGCAAGCACUUCGAGCUUGGUGAUCAGAAGAAGACCAAGGGAGCUGCCACAUAUUAG
Molecule: messenger RNA, 354 nt
Organism: Chondrus crispus (carragheen)
Lineage: Eukaryota; Rhodophyta; Florideophyceae; Gigartinales; Gigartinaceae
Product: 60S ribosomal protein L44
Exons: 4
Coding region: 4-354 (116 amino acids)
Biological process (GO): translation
Cellular component (GO): ribosome; cytosolic large ribosomal subunit
Molecular function (GO): structural constituent of ribosome
Source: RefSeq, a predicted model, not a curated record